Trichomonas vaginalis G3 is the source of this 678-nucleotide messenger RNA. Its product is annotated as bromodomain family. Gene Ontology annotation, molecular function: protein binding. The record is from RefSeq and is a predicted model, not a curated record. NCBI's taxonomy places the organism in Eukaryota, Parabasalia, Trichomonadida, Trichomonadidae. The transcript has a single exon. The coding region runs from base 1 to 678 and encodes 225 amino acids.
AUGAAAUGCGCCGAAGUCAAGAUAUGCUUAGAGGUUCUUGACAAUUUAAUGAAAAGACCAAUACUAAAGCUCUUUUUACCGAGACAAACACAUUCAAACGAGAAUUAUAUCGAUGAAAACAAGCUAACAUUCGAUAAAAUUAAAGAUAAAUUGUUUUGUUUAGAAUACAAUCAUGUAAAUGAUUUCGUGAAUGACGUACAUGCUAUUUUCGAGAGCUAUAAGGAGAUUGCAAAAGAUUUAUUUCGCGAACUUUCAUUAUCUGAUUUAGAAACAGAAUUUAAUGAGGAAAUGAAAGAGAAGUUUGUAAUAGACAAUAAUACUUCAUUUGACGCAAAAUGUUCAAAAUUAGUAACACUUCUAAAAAAUCCUCCAGACAAUUUUAUUCAAAUAGCACAGAGAAUUCAUGAUAAAGAUUAUAAACCAAUAUAUCAAACAAUUUCGUUCGAUAAACUCGAAGAUCUUAGUUUAUCAAUCAAAAAUUGUGAAAAUCCUCGAAUUACGAAAGGAGUGAUCUCAAUAAUAAGAGCAUUUCAGGAAUUUGAUGAAUUUACUCAAUUACAAGAUUUUCAUAUAAAAAUGAAUGAUUUACCUGUUCAAUGCCUUCACCUCUUGAAUAACUACGUCCAGGAACAGUUUAAAGUAGAAGGAAUACCAUAUCCUCUUCGAUCAAUUUCUUAA